UUCACAGAUGUGUCUCCAUGCGUACUGACAGCCUGACUGAGCCACGGCUGCCACACUGAACGGAGAGAGAGAAAUCAAGGCAGAGACGGAGAGCAACCACCAAGCAAAUUAUCACACCAUUACUGCUGAGUCUUGCCCACAUCCCUCUCUCUCUUGGAUUGUGGGCUUGAGUGAAAGGGAAGAGCAUCUGAUUGGGGAGAGAAGAAAACAUGGUAAAUCUACCGGCAGACUCGUCCCCAAGGCUUCUAAUUACCCCCCAUGUCUCCACUUUGAUGCCAAGCCUGAAUCUGGAAGCCACGGCAUAAACAAACAGAGGGAUGCACUCAAUAAUUUGACCAUAAAACAAAAAAGAAAAAGAGACAAAAGAAUAAGAGAAGGAGAGAGAGGAUUUUUUUAAUGAAUGAAGCAUCCAACAGCAGGAGGUGGAAAUAGCUGUGUCUACAUAAGAUGACCCCUCUUGUCUCCACAGCCACAUGCUGAGGACGUGACAGCCCACGUGGUCUGGAUGCCAGCAGCUGCCUCUCAGAGCCUCUGACAGCCCCUGACAAUCUGAGAAACACAUCCCCAUCCUCCGAUUCCACGCUCUCAACCCCCCCAGUUGGCCUGGGACUUGUGAGGAUUAUUGAGUCUCUGGAUUACUAAAGUGUCCACUUUGGCCGGAGGAGAAAGGGCACACUAUUACUUAUAGUUUGGAGUGCAGCAUGGGAUGCUCUGGGAGCCAGCAGCGCGGUGGAUGACCUCCAGCAUGCGGCCGUCACAGCUGGAUCUCACGCUUGUGACCAUCCGCCGUGUGUGACCAAGGGUAAUGACCAGGCAUAGCACCAACCCUGGAGAUGCCGAAGAGAAGAGAUAUUCUUGCCAUCGUGUUGAUUGUGUUACCAUGGACCCUCCUCAUCACUGUGUGGCACCAAAGUGCAAUUGCACCUCUGCUUGCCAUCCGAAAGGAUGUCGGGACAGAGACCAGACAUGAGACCGGUGCAGCCAUGGACUCAAAGGAAUACUGCUCACAAGACAAGGACAUAGUGGAGGUGGUCCGUACGGAGUAUGUGUACACAAGACCUCCACCCUGGUCUGAUGUAUUGCCCACCAUCCAUAUCAUCACCCCGACAUAUAGCCGUCCAGUUCAGAAGGCCGAGCUUACACGAUUGGCCAACACCUUCCUUCAUGUGCCCAACCUUCACUGGAUCCUGGUGGAGGACUCUCAGAGAAGAACCCCUCUAGUCACAAGUUUGCUGAGGGAGACGGGGCUUAACUACACACACCUCAAUGUGGAAACCCCACGGAACUAUAAGCUGCGAGGGGACAUGAGAGAUCCCCGGAUUCCUCGAGGAACCAUGCAGAGGAACCUGGCUCUCAGAUGGCUACGGGAGACCUUCAACUCCAACAGCAGCCAGUUGGGAAUUGUCUACUUUGCAGAUGAUGAUAAUACAUACAGCUUAGAGCUCUUUGAGGAGAUGCGCUCGACCCGCAAGGUAUCUGUGUGGCCUGUAGCGUUUGUUGGAGGUCUACGGUAUGAAUCUCCGAAGGUCAAUGCAGCAGGGAAAGUGUAUGGCUGGAAAACAGUGUUCGACCCUCACCGGCCCUUUGCCAUUGACAUGGCAGGUUUUGCCAUUAACCUGCAUCUCAUUCUGUUCAAGCCUCAGGCCUACUUUAAGUUGCGGGGGGUGAAGGGAGGCUACCAGGAGAGCAGCUUACUCAGAGAGCUGGUCACUCUCAAUGACCUUGAACCAAAAGCUGCCAACUGCACUAAGAUUCUAGUGUGGCACACACGGACAGAAAAACCCGUCCUGGUGAAUGAAGGCAAGAAAGGUUUCACAGACCCAAAUGUGGAGAUCUGACAUCUGCUUCAACAACGGGUUGUUUGCAACAAGACCCAAAAAUAGAUGGUAGAGAGAUAAAACCACCUUCAAGUUUUUUAACAAUUCGGAAUGCUUUUUCCUGUAAACCACAAUUAAACAAGCUCAACAAUAUGGACCUCUCAUUCUAAAGCACAGAUAAUUUUUUUGAAAAGGCAAUAUGAUCAGUAUUUUGUGAGAACAAACAUCUAACCCAGAAGGCGCUUGCCAUAUAGAGACAGAAUGGAUAUGGUGGCAUAUUUUGAUAGUGGUACUAUCAAACACAUCUCAUCAAGGGAACAACAAAACCUAGACCAAACUGAGAAAUAGAACUUCUCCUUUCCAGGAUUUUAGAAACUCUGCAUUAAGCAGAGACAUGAAUAAUGGUUGCAACAGUCUCAUGGAAAGAUUUAUUGGGCUGAGCCAGCACUGACAAGAGUGCAUGGUCAACAGUUUAAGAGACAUCCAUGUUCCUUUGCAUCUAACAGACUUAUAAUUAAACAUAAAGAAGGGAAUGUCUUCUUUUUUACAUAAUGUGUAUUUUUAAGUUGAUGUUUUUGUUGUUUACAUCACUGUCUUGCUAGCACAGCACUACUGUUAUGCAGAGUUUUGCCUCAAUUUCAAUUCAGUGUCACUCAAUUCUAUAACACACUACAAUGGUAAUAAACCAGUAAUUCCAGGGCUAGCUGCUAUACUGGAUUUAGGAAUUAUAAAGUUGUAACAUUCUCCUCAUAACUGAGACUUAAAUGGUAUGAAUAGCACUUGAACUUUGUCCAUUGUUCCUGUGUGGACACAUUGUAAAUAUAACUUAAAGAUGAACAAUCAUAGACUUCAAAAUAAAGUGUUCUAGCAUUCAACUGAACAAGCAACGUAACAACUGUAUUUGUACUUCAGUGUAAAGUAGGAUGAAACCAUAGUUUACUACAACAUCCAUAUUCAACACAUAUAAUACUUUCAUGUUCAGAGGUCUUAUUUAAAGAAGAUAAAGUAAUUUGGGCAGGUUCUGUAUUUUCAGAAUGUUAGCAUCUUCACAAUAUAUCAAAGUAUAUUCAGUAUUAAAUGGGCUAGCCAUAGUGAGCAACGCAGAGCUUGCCUCAGUAAAUAUUGAGCUGUAUCAUUUGUCAGAACGAAGCUAUGGGCUUUGACUCUGCAGAGGGGAUUUGUCUUGAAGAGAUGUUGCUUUAAUGAAGCUAAUACUGAGACGCCCGGGAAUCUGCAGCCAAUACAAAAUGUGUGGUUUCAAAAGGCAAGGCUAUUUUCCAAUAUAAAAUUGAAGGAGCAUGUGAAUAUUCUGGGUGUCUUGCGGGACACCACUGAAAUAGCAUGUGCAAAAAUCUUGACCUGUACUAAUAUUGUGACAAAUCUGGCCUGAAUAGAAUUAAACUAAAUUAGUCUGUAAAAUAUUCUCAAAUGACUCAUCAGAUUAAAUUUGUGCUUUUCAAAGAAGCAGCAAUUCAUUAUUUGCAAUUCAUGCAAAAACUUAUGUCAGAAAGAAAGAAAAGAAAGAAAGAAAGAAAUACAUCCAGCUGUUCAACGCAUGCAUCAAACUUUUGUACUCCCUACUGACACUCUGAUUUGGAAAAUACAUUUAUGGGUAGAUGUCAGUUUUGCUGCAUAAAUUGUAGCUUUUCAUAAACGGCUUGUAAAAAUAGGGUCAAGCACAAAUUGUUCAUUUUUCUGACAUAUUAGAUAGAAGUUCUCCUGAAGUUUUUUUGUUAUAGGAAAUUCAUUUUCAUUGUUGUCACCCAACCUAGUGUCAUAGAAGGAACGUUACUGUCUAUAACUACAUUUUUGCAAACUGACUUUUACAUGCCACAUUCUACGUUUCGCUGCAGUUUCCUGGUGAAAUAAACACUAGAGACGCUACAACAACAGUGCGUUUUAUUCACUUUCACACAAAUUACGACUACAAUGGCUGACUAUGACUUCAUAAACACUUAUUUUUCACUCAGUUGUUCACACCCUGCUAUGUUAUUAUAUCAAAACAUUUUCACUCAAAUGCAUCAUUUGAAAAACUAUACAUUUUAAAGCUUGUAUUAAAGACACCUACAUUCACACACUUUUUCCAAUGUGAUUAGCUUUGGUGUAGCUCACCUGAUUGAGCGUUGGACUUCUGACUCGCAAUCUGUGGUUCGAGACCAAUCAAGCAUGCAAGCUGACACGUGAGAUAGAAGCAACACAAAAUGAUGUGGUUGCCUCAGAAAAUGUGCUUUUCAUUUCUUAUUUUGUUUUUGGACACUGUCGGUUAAGUUUAAGCAUUGGUUUGGGGCAGUGGUUCUCAAUUUGUUUGGUUCAUGCCCCACUUUGAAACAAGAAAAACUAAUUGAUUUAAUUUAAAUUAUGUACGUUUGUCACUAGGUUGUUCUGUUAUUUUGAAAACUUUCUGUUACAUAAAUACAUAAAAAUAAAUAAUUAUGCCUGUGUAAUUUCAAAACAUAAAUAAUAAUAAUAAUAAUAAUGAAUAAAAAGUGAUACUGCUGCAGGAGCAACCCCUGGGCAUGAACACAUUGCAAAUUGCACAUGUUGUCAGCCAAAGACUAUUGUUUAUUUCAUGAGACAAAGUUUUCUUCCUUUAGGGGGCGCUUGGCCACUCAGAAAACCGAAUUCUCCAUUCAUUCGCAUUGAACUAUCAGAAAGUUUUAUAUCUCAGUGGAGACAUUUUUACACUAGAUAGUUAUUUUUAAUAAAAACUGAUAAUUGCAAGCAUUCAAACAUGUGAAUGGAGAUAAGCCUCAGCAGUCUCUAUAAAAGUAUUUUUUAAAUCCUUUAUAUUAAACGACUGUGAUUGGCCCAUCCUGGCCAGCGCUAAAAAAAAAAGUAUUACAUGACAGUGCUGUCUAUGCACUGUUUCGGCUGCGGACAGGAGCUCUGUACAAUAAUUUAAACUUGAUUAAUUAUACUAACAAACUUUAAUUACCAGUGAAAUAAAAAUGGCUCUUUCCGCCAUCAUAUACUCACCCUCGUCGUUCAAAACCAGUAUGACUUUUUUCAUCCAUGAAACACAAGAUUGAGGGAUGAGAGGAUCGUGAUUGUGGCAGUCCAAGCUCCAAAAGCAUACAUCAAAGCACCUUAAAGUAGUCCAUAACACUCAUGCCUUAGAUCUAAAUUCCUCUGAAGCCAUAUGAUAGUGUUGUGAGAGGAACAGACCGAAAUUUAAGAGUUACUUCACCUCUUCACCCAUUUGAAAUUGGCGCGCAUGCCAGAACAGCUUGUUUACAUAAGCGUUUCGAGCUCACCUGACACCAUGAACGCUUUGGGCUGUUGAGAGCUGCGUGGUAGGACACGCUGCGGUGCCAGUCGAAAGUUUAAACAAGGCAGGAGAAAAGGCAGAGGAAAAUAAUUUUCACACAUUGUUUCUUGUGUUCAUUGUCAGUCUUUUUGUUGAAUGUGUGAAAGUGAAAGAGAUUUGACAACGGGCCAGCUUCUGUGCCUCCCUUACAAUACCUCUGCCCCACCCCCACCCACGGGGCGCACCCCACACUUUGAGAACCACUGGUUUAAGGUAAGGAUGUUCGCCUAUUUCGCCUGUUCGCGUUAUUUUAGAUCACUACUGAUUAGGUUUAGGUAGUAUUUUUAGGUUAGGGAGGUAUGUUUUACUCAUUAAAACCUCCAUCUAAUAUUCACCUUAGAACCUCAUCUGAUUAUGACAUAAUUUUACUAGCUUUUGGCGCCCUCCUCCGGACAUUUCACUGAGAAACUGCAGCCAAACCUGUAAUGAAGCACAUAAUUUAGUUUUUGCAAAAAUGUUGCCAUGGUCACGUAAUGUUAAUGAGACCAGGUUGAGUCACCUGAACUUUCCAUUGUCCUUGUAGCUUGGACGGUAGAACAUGGUACUCUCAAUGCCAAGAUUGUGGGUUUGAUUCCGAGGAAAUACAUCCAGAUCAAAUGUACUUUGAAUGCACUGUAAAUCACUUUGAAGAAAAGAAUAAAUGUUAAUGUAAUGGAUAUCAAAGAAUAGCAGUGAGAUUUCAAAGGGUUAGUAAUUCUUGUACUGUCACUUUAACAACCCAUAAUUAGUUCAUCAAUCAGUCGCGAGAGGCUCAGGGUGCAUAGCACAUGUUUAAUGGAAUAAAACUUUCCUAACUUUGAGGACACAACAUCCUCCUCGUGGGAUGUGAUGGAUUAUUGCUCUAGGACGUUUAGGCAAAAUGACUCCUCAUUUCUUUGUAAUUUCUGAAGUUUGUGAGAAUCAAAGACUUCAUUGAACACACACAUAACACACUGCUCUGAGCUCUUAUCUGCGGCUGACAAAGUACCACAUCCCUACUGAGUUUCAAAAGCCUCUCGAGCUCAUGGAGGCCUUCAGAGCAAGCAGACAAUACAUGUAAAGACUAAUGAAGGACAGGAGAGGAGUGAGGCAGACAUCGUUAAACUAAAAGACUUAUUGUUGAAGCACUUUUAGUUUUUUCAAAUCACAUCUUCCUUUUUUGUGCAAUUAGCAAGCACUGUCUAUUAAAAGAUGAAAACCAUAGAAAGAUGAGGACAUUAUUCUAGUGUUUUUCGACUGUCUUGAAAUGUAGCUGUUUUUCAUUCUGCGGGAGAGAGACACUUGUUAUGGCAUUAAUUUGAUUCACUUGUUGCCAGCAUUUCAUUAGUUAAAGGUCAUGGGGUCAACUUCCUCACCAGGUUUGAUAUACUAUAAUGCAGGAGUCUGGGAAAACCUUGCCCAACCUUUAUUUCCACAUGUCUACAUUCUCCUCUAGAGCAAAUAAGUGCAUGCAUGCCAACACUGAAUGAAGAUUAUCUUGUCACCUGUUAGAUGCUUAAACACUAAUGCAGAGAUUUUCUGCCUAUUUUGCCUUGAAAUACUUUGCUUUAGUACAAGAACUAUUGUUAGCUGGGGCAAAGCAAAGCAUAAAGGUGACACAUGAACAUGUGAAAUUAAAAAUUAUGGUUAAAAAAUGCCUUGUUUUCCACAGCUGCAUCUGAUGUGUGUCAGAUGCUGCCACAAACACCUAUUUAAUGUAUUGUUAAAGAAAAAAAACAACUGUUGUAAAAGGUUUUGUAUUUAUUAUAUAUUGAUAUACAGUAUUUAUGUAUUUAUUUACAUGACAGUCUUUUCUUCUGAAAGUGAACUUCUGAAACUCCACUCAAAUAGAAAAUGCAUGCAUCUGUUCUUUCUUUCUUGCUUGCUUGCUUUCUUUCUUGCUUUCUUUCUUCCUUUCUUUCCACCUUUCCACAAAAGGCUGUCUGAGCUCACAAACAGCACAGACUGUUGUUUUGUCAUAUUGCCACUGAUCUGGGAUUUGAUUGAUGGACUAAGAUACAACAAACCAUGCAGCUCAUUAGAAAAAUAUGUGUGACCCACGGCACAAGAAUCCCUAUAUUAAGGACAUCUUUCCUGAUUUAGAGAUCCACAACUUUUGUUCCAAACCACAUUAACACAAUCAUCAGAAAUCAUGCCAGUCUGUUUGGUCAUCUAUUUCUAAAAGUGAUCAGAUUUUCCACAUUGCCCAAAUUUACUGAAAUUAGUAUCUUUGCCUACACAGCCACCUUCAUCUCCUCUCUUACUUGCAAGAUGAAACAUUUCUGCACGUUACUCUUGUAAAUGUUCUUUUUUGCUCCACGGAUCACCUCAGAAGGAACGAGAAUAUAAAUGUCAGAAAAUAAUAAAUGUGUUAGGAAAAACAGAAUGUGUUUUGAUUAAUUAGAUAGCAUGUUUCCUUCAUUUUUUUCGGAAUGAAUGUGACAUUUCCAUUUCACAUAUAAUAUCUUAAAUAAUAAAAUGUGAUUACACUUUGCAAUAAGGUUGUAUACAUUAACAUUUGACAAUGCAAUAGUUA
Molecule: messenger RNA, 7618 nt
Organism: Myxocyprinus asiaticus (Chinese sucker)
Lineage: Eukaryota; Metazoa; Chordata; Actinopteri; Cypriniformes; Catostomidae
Product: galactosylgalactosylxylosylprotein 3-beta-glucuronosyltransferase 1-like
Exons: 8
Coding region: 834-1838 (334 amino acids)
Biological process (GO): chondroitin sulfate proteoglycan biosynthetic process; carbohydrate metabolic process
Cellular component (GO): Golgi membrane
Molecular function (GO): galactosylgalactosylxylosylprotein 3-beta-glucuronosyltransferase activity
Source: RefSeq, a predicted model, not a curated record